UGCCCAUCCUUAAUUCCAGGCCUAAUGCCAAAGUGAAUCAUGGAUGCACCCUGGGAGAUGCACCCAAGCUCUUCUUAACCCCUUCUGCCACCUUAUUUGCGCUCUAUGAACAACAUCGUAAUCAACGGCAACAGAUAAUUACCCCAAAUAGUAGGCGGUUGGACAAGACUAACACUUCCUUGUUUAUGUUAGUGAAAAAUUGACGCAUGUAAAAUACGAAGAAAAAUUUAACGGACAGUGCAUCCAAAUUCUCGUUCAAAAUAUGAAUUGCUCCUGUUCUUCAAGUCAGUGUCCACACGUUCAAUACGUCCGAAAACUCCUGGAAACUACGGAAAAAGAUCACCAGGCACCCCCUCCCACUUUGAUGCAGAAAUCACUUCCGCAAAUACAAAACGCAGCGUGGUACAUUGCUUCAGCCAUCAAAGAGAUCUUCUUCAUUUGGAUUGCCAUAACGAAAAUCGUGCUGAGACUCUGGCUGAAUCUCCUCGACUCGAACAGUUACCUCUGGUUGGCGUUUUUGAUGUUUGCAUUCGGACUCAUCUGCUCGCUACCGGGUAUUCGUGGUGACGACACUUCAAUGCCAGCAGUGACAACGUGGUCGUCGACGUCGGAAGUGGACGUUCUUCUUGGAGAUGGGGCGAUAACGUCAAAUGCGCUCAGCACGGAACUAACAAUCAUCCGGUAACAUACUCUCUGCAGAAGAAUCGGAGCGGGUGGGAUGGCUUCUUAUAAGAACGGCAGUGUUUUGAUGGGAGCUGCUUCCUCAUGGCACUGAUGAAUUGGAUAUGUUGAAGGUUUCGGUGUUAAUAUACUGUGAAUGAAGAACGCGAUAAA
Messenger RNA from Aedes aegypti (yellow fever mosquito), 834 nucleotides. RefSeq lists its product as uncharacterized. NCBI's taxonomy places the organism in Eukaryota, Metazoa, Arthropoda, Insecta, Diptera, Culicidae. The coding region runs from base 263 to 685 and encodes 140 amino acids. The transcript has 2 exons. The record is from RefSeq and is a predicted model, not a curated record.